AUGUUAGACCUGCUGGGAAACAAGAAGGUACUCAUCAGUGCACACCAGUUAUUUCAUACUAGCGAACGGCUGAACAUCCGGCAUAACCCAACAUCCCAAUCUUCCCUGGUUCCCGCCCAAGCCGAUCAUAUUGUGCAUCCACAAUCCUCCAUCUUUUCCUUGCCUGCCUCACAGCCGGAUACAUGGAACUCGGAGUUCUGGCGACCGGGGUCAUCACCCGCAAAGCCGGUCAUUGGCCACGCUGAUCAGCAUAGUGAGGAGCCUAAGAUCCGUUCUCUGAAGCCGAGUGAUUUGACUCUCUUAUCUCGCUGCACAAUCGUCCGGGAGGCAAUAGGCAAUGCACUAUUACUGGAUAGCAUCCUAGCUCUGGCAGUAUUGGAUAUUAUCUAUUCUCGCGAAAGGGACAGCAUACAGGAAAAUCAAUAUGAUUACCAGCAAUUCCACAUGUCAUUGCUUGUUAUAUGCAAUAUGCUUAUCAUCAUCUCCUUCGCGCAUGUACGAACGCCCUUAUGCUCAAGCGGAUCCGCGUUGGUAGAUCUUUGUCAAAUUGAGCUGGCUUUCCUAGUCCGCCAGGGAAGCGGUCCCAAUAUACUAAAUAUCUCUACCCUGGCCAUUCAUGCUCUGCGAAAGCUUAAUAAUGAGGAUAGCACGGGGAACAAUAACCCCAAAGUUCCAGCAGUAUUUGUAGAUUUGGUUCUGGACCAUCAGCCUAUGGCAUUGAUAAUCAUGGCCCACUAUUGCGUGUGGUGGAUGGGAAUAUUUGGCAUUAGAGUCAUAGAUGAGAUCUGUCGGCUCUUGGGCAAUGAUCGCUUGGGCAAUAUACAAUGGGCGAUUGAUGGGAUAUCAACAGAUUGCACUACCUGUUUUUGA
Aspergillus vadensis CBS 113365 is the source of this 870-nucleotide messenger RNA. RefSeq lists its product as uncharacterized. The record is from RefSeq and is a predicted model, not a curated record. The transcript is spliced from 7 exons. The coding region runs from base 1 to 870 and encodes 289 amino acids. Lineage: Eukaryota; Fungi; Ascomycota; Eurotiomycetes; Eurotiales; Aspergillaceae.